GCCAAACCUUUCAUCUUCGAAUGUCGUCCAUUUUGCGAGAACUGUCCCAUCCGCAGCAACCCCCGCAAACGCCUCAGCAUGCUCACAGCGAGAAGAAGAUCUCUCCAGCUGCACUCGAGCGCUGCCAAAAGGAGCAGGUUGAGCACUUGCUCCUCAACCGACUGAUUCAGCAGCUGGACGUGCCCGAACUGAACGCGCUCGCCUCGACCGCCACACCCGCCACCCCAGUCAAGAGCACGCCGAGCAAAUCUGCCGCGUCGGGUGCAUUCGCGCCCAUGACUCCGAGCACCAUGUCCAGGAUUACAGCGUCUGCCAGUCGACUCUUUGGCAUCGAGAAGAUCACACGCAGAUUCUUUGGAUCGCCGCUGGCUUCGGUCGCUGCUCAGGGUAUGCCGCUGGUGCUCGAGUCCAUGAUGGAGUUUCUCUCUGAGCAUCUCGACGAGGAAGGAAUCUUCCGCCGCAGCGGCGUCGCGAGCCGCAUCAAGGUGCUCAUGAAGGUCAUGGAGGAGUGCUACAAUGACAACCUGCCGCUCGAGCUCCAUUCCGCCGCCUGGCUCAAGUCGUAUGGUCUUGAUGUGCUGAAUGUGCACGACGUUACUGGUGCAUUCAAAGCCUUCUUCCAGCAGCUGCCAGAGCCCGUUCUGACCUUUAGGCUCUUUGUUUACAUUGAGCAGAUCGCCAAGCAAUUCGAGUCGCUGUCCAUCCAGCGUCGCACGUAUGCACUGCAGAUUGUGUGCGCUCUGUUGCACCCCUCCCACGCGACGGUACUGCAUUCGCUUCUGUCCUUCUUGAAGAAGGUUGCUUCCCACUCGGACUCGAACAAGAUGCAAAUCAGCAAUCUUGCGAAAAUGUUUGAGCCGAAUCUCCUGCGCUCGUCGGACGACGACUUUAUUCAGCCCGGCAGCAGCAUCAACAUUACCAAUCGCGUCGAUGCCAUUGAGCGAUCGGAGCGGCGUGCUCGACUUGUCGAAUUUCUCAUUGAACAGCACGAGGUCUUGUUCGAGACACCGGACGAGCUCAAGAACGAAAUUGACCAGGUCAAACAAAACGUGGAGCAGCACAACGGCGACUACGUCCCUGCGCCCACGGCUGUGUUUGCUGUCAUGUCAGAUUCCCAAACCGCCGUCAAGACAAGGAUUGAAAGCACCAAUCAAGAGAUGGACAAGCUCUUGGAUUUGAUCCUCAACAAUCCCAACUUGUCCGAGAAGGAAAAGAAGAAGAUGUUCAAGCGACACGAGAAGGCCAGGAAGCAGCAGCAGCUGCAAGACCAGGAGAACUGAACGAAGCGCGUUGUUUUCUUCUGAAGUCGAAGAAGACACGACCCCUUUGUGCCACGCUUCCGAGAGGCGUGUUGAAAUUUUUAUAUACUAUCCCGAUCAUUAAAUUUCGACCCCCCC
Capsaspora owczarzaki ATCC 30864 is the source of this 1397-nucleotide messenger RNA. RefSeq lists its product as hypothetical. Gene Ontology annotation, biological process: regulation of small GTPase mediated signal transduction; signal transduction. The record is from RefSeq and is a predicted model, not a curated record. NCBI's taxonomy places the organism in Eukaryota, Filasterea, Ministeriida, Capsasporidae. Gene Ontology annotation, molecular function: GTPase activator activity. Gene Ontology annotation, cellular component: cytoplasm. The transcript has 6 exons. Bases 21 to 1280 code for a protein of 419 amino acids.